CUGGCCGAAGCAGCAGGGGCUCUUGAAGCUGGUGUCUCUUUUGCAAGGCCUCCAAGGGGCGCAGCUCGCCGCCCAACAGAGGGACCUCCUUGGGGUCCUAUAGCCCGAGGUCCUGCUACAUUGCCACCGACUCCACUAACGCCGUUUCCCCCGCCCCCACCGCCAAUGUUGUAA
Protopolystoma xenopodis is the source of this 174-nucleotide messenger RNA. NCBI's taxonomy places the organism in Eukaryota, Metazoa, Platyhelminthes, Monogenea, Polystomatidea, Polystomatidae. The record is from the annotation of a GenBank genome assembly.